ACCUUGAGUGUAGAGAUGAAGCACACAGUUUCGCGCGACUUUUAAUCUGAUAUAGACGCGUAGUGUCGCAUUUGUUGAUAAAUAUUAGUAUAUAAAUUUAUGUGUUUAAUUUACUUUAAUUAUAGUAUUGUUAAGAAUGGAACUUUUUGAUAUAUUCUUACAAAUUGGAUUAGCAACAUCAGUAUUCGUUGUGUACUUAAUAUUCUUUAAGAAACGAAAAUCACAAAAUAAAGAAAAUUAUAGGCAGCCAGGUUAUUGGGAUGAAGAAGGUAAUGCUGCUUUUUCUCCCGGUAAAUGUAUAUCGGUCACGCAGACGAAGUCGCGGGCACAUCUUGUAAGUAAAAAAUACGGAUGGAAUUACAUUCUUAAGUUGUGGUUAUCACGGUACUAUGCAGUGGGUCAUUGGAAGGCCCAGUGCGUGCCUGUACCUAUAAGCGAGUUGCCUCGCGCUGACUUGCACGACGGAUGGGACUCUAUCGACGUGCGCGCCACCAGCACGGAUGGCGCCGCCGUGCUGCUAGGAAUACGUAAAUUGUGCGGCAGGCGACCCACUGCAGAAGUAACUGUGUACGUCAAGUUACCGGAUGGAUCCAGUUAUAGAUUACCAAGACAUCCAGACAGUAUAAUAUGUCACUGGGAGGACACUGAAGGCGCUUGGAGCGCUGGUGGACUGAAGAUCCAGAUCCUGGAGCCGGAGACACGGCUGAGGAUUAUAUUCAACGGACUCUUGACUUCAGUCGAAGACGGCAUCACACAGCAUGUUAACUUUAAUUUUAUAUGGAGAUCUGGAACAAACGUUGUACGACAUCCUGAGGACUGGAGCACAGAGCUCGCUGCACAAGCAUUAGCUUUGGAGCAGUGGCGAGACAACGAAUGGCACUAUUUACUAGGGAAAUGGGAGGAGGGCGGUUGGAUGCAAGGUGGUGUUGUACAAGGCCGCUUCCAAUCCUUUGACCAGCAAGGUAUCCUGCAGAAGGACGAGUAUCUCCGCCUGCGGGGAGUCAGAGAGAGAAGUUGGGCGCCCAACGGAUACGAGGGUCGGAGGCGAUCCGUCACCGUCACGGCAUCGUCUAAGGACGGUACUCUGGUGCACCUUCGUGGAAUUUCAUAUAGAAAUAUUUUGACACAAUGCAUAUCAGGACACGUCAGAUUCCCAAACUUCAAAGUGGAGACAAUAAUCAAUACAGACUUUGUACUAAAAGACUUCGCUGAAACUAUCGCCGGGAUACCGAAGGUUUACACUAUAAAUGUGAGCACUAAAAGCUACACAAUUCGCAUAGUGCUACGGAUUAACUCCGAUGGCGGUAAACUGCUAAGUGGAGUCCCGUACCAGCAGGAGUUAGAGUAUCGUACUUUGGUGGUCGAUAUCGACGAGUCGCCCGGCUCGGGCAUACUUGAACUUGGCUAUGAAACUUCAGUUAUAUCGGAGCCAGUAGUGCGCGUGUCCCCGCCGCGUGUCCUCCGAUGGCUCAGCGCGAGCGAUGCGGGCUCGGUGGGCUACUGUCUGCCGUUCGAAGCGCGUGCAGCCGCCUGUCCCGACUACGUCGGCGGCAAGGGCGCCUCGCUGGCUUUGCUCGCUUCCGUGCAGGAUGCUGAGGGCUACAAAGUGCCACCAGGAUUUUGUUUAACUGUACGAGCUUUGGAGAAACAGCUCGAAGCUAAUCCCACACUACUGGCGGCUAUUCGAGAGAUCGAGGCCGCUAAUGAAGACUACGACGAGACAAAUUUUAAAGAUAAAUGCACAAAGACUGUAGAAUUAUUUAUUAAUACAGAAAUAACUCCAGACGUAAGAAAUGAAAUACUCAAUCACCUAAAGGAGCUGAGAAAUGUAACUACGAAACAAAAUUUGGAGCAACGAUUUGCAGUAAGAUCUUCGGCUGUGGGUGAAGACAGCGAGACGCUGUCGGCGGCCGGCCAGAAUGAAACGAUCCUAGGUUGCACGAGCGAUGAGCAGGUAGUGCGUGCGGUGCAGCAGUGCUGGGCCUCCAUGUUCGCCUUCACCAGUGCCUACUACCGCAGGCAGAACGGGCAGCAGUGCGUGUGUGGCGGCGGCGUGGUGGUACAGGCGUUGGUAGUGGCGCGCGCUGCCGGCGUCAUGUUUACACGCCAUCCCGAUCGUGGCGACGCCUCGCGUCUCCUAAUCACCGCUAACUACGGUCUCGGUGAGACUGUUGUAUCGGGAUCAGUCGAACCAGAUACAAUAAUAAUAAGACGAGGUCAAGGAGGUGAUCUUAAAAUCAUGAAAAUCGAAUUGGGCUCGAAGACACAGCGAGUGACGACCGCCAGUGAUGGGGUCACCACUGAGGAUGUACCGGAAACAGAACGUGGGGUUGCGUGUAUAUCUGAAGCUGAAAUGUUGAAGUUGGCCCAGGUUGGAGUGGCCCAAGAGGAACUCUGGGGAGCUGGCAGGGAUAUCGAGUGGGCAUUUGCUGAUAAUGGUUUGUAUCUACUGCAAGCGCGACCCAUCACGUCCCUGGAGCGCUGGACGGAGGAGGAACUGUUGCACGAACUGGACACGCCGAUUAUGUCUGACGAAGAUCUUACCACCUUCGCUAACACUGGUGAGGUAUUCCCAAAACCAGUGACUCCAUUGACCGCUGACCUCGUUAUCAAACCUCUGAUUGCUGGCAUGAAUAAAAUGAUUAGUACAGAUAUGGAGCCACACGAGGACACCCUGUUAAUUACUCACAACAGAGUAGCAAUAGCAGAAUACAGUACAACUUAUCGCCGAGUACCUAAAGUAAUUAACACAGGCGUACGUAUGGUUGAGAUAGCUCUCCAUGGAAAAAAGAUUGCUGACCAGAACAUGUACGAUAUAGCGUUACGUCGUCGACCACCUAAAUGGACCUACAGAAUUGGACUAUUUAGAAUGCUUUUAAAGUACCUCAUUAAUUCGAAAUGGAAAAUGGACGAUAGUGUUAAAACAGCGAAUAGAAUGAAUAUAGUAAUGGACAGCGAUGAACUCCUGGAAACGUUUAAGAUUCUGCUAAAGGAAUUGGAUACAAUGUAUCGCUUAUCAUUGAAUCACAGUUACACUACUGCUGCUAGUACCUCUAGUCAAUACAUUGCAAUGACUAUAUUGUUGGAAGGUGCCGCAGAUUUCACAACAGAACAUUUUAACGAAAUAAACAUACUUCUUAAUUCCGGAGAAGUACUAUCUGCCGAAGUACCCUUAGGUUUAGCGAAAUUGGCACGUCAACUGGGAGGUUCGGGGAAAUAUGAUCAAUUCAAAGCACAGGACCCUAAAGAAGCUUUCGAUUGGUUGAUAGCUAAUUUACCUGAUAUACACGCGGAGGUGCUAGAGUUCUUGAAAGAACAUGGUCAUAGAGCCAUUAUGGAGUUUGAUAUGAUAACUAAACCAUGGGCCUUGGUUCCUGAAGAGUUGAUGAAAAUUCUUCAAAAUAUAAAAGUAACCGAAAAAGAAAACCAAGAUAAGAAAUCAGAUUCUGAAAUCAUAGCUUCACUAACUACUCCAAAGAAGCCCCGUACCAGGAAAGUAUUGUCAUGGAUAUUACCACUGUGUCGAUGGACAGUACGUCACAGAGAAAGUACCAAAGCGCAUCUAAUUUUGGGCGUCCACAAGUUGCGGUUAGCGGCUAUCAAGCUCGGCAAGGAGUUGGUCCGCCAUUGGUACUUACCCCACCAUGAUCUCAUAUUCUUUUUCCGAGCUAAUGAGUUGAGGGACUACAUAACUAAUAGAGACCCCGCAUUAUUGAGAAAAGCAAUGCAGCGCCAACAAUACUAUUCAAAAUGGUGUAAGCUUAAAUACGCGGAAAUGAACACUGGAUGGAUACAUCCCCUACCGGUGAAUUCUCCUGUAGUGACGGCUGGAGACGUGAAGUUGGAAGCCACAUCGGUCUGUGGGGGAGAGGUUAUAGCCAGGGCUUGUGUCGUUAAAGAUAUUUCUGAGAUCCAUGAGCUGCAGCAAGGUGACGUAUUGAUAACGCAUGCCACCGACAUCGGCUGGUCGCCCUACUUUCCGCUCCUGACAGGGAUUGUCACAGAGCUCGGUGGUCUCAUAUCACACGGUGCGGUCAUAGCUCGUGAGUACGGUUUACCCUGUAUUGUAGGGGCUGAGGAUGCUACAGACAUUUUCAAAACAGGAGAUAUGGUUAGACUUUCAGGCACCAAGGGACUGAUCGAAAAGGUGCAAAUGAACAAAUCUGAAGAAUAUCAACGUUGAUACAGCAUUGAAAUACUGAAUUGGAAUUGCACUACAAUUUCGCCAACCAUCUUGUAAUUCUAUUUAAUUAAAAUGUAUUUUAAAUUGUGAUAAUAAAAGGUAUUUAUUAAGUUAGUAA
This is a messenger RNA of Galleria mellonella (greater wax moth), 4301 nucleotides long. RefSeq lists its product as uncharacterized. The record is from RefSeq and is a predicted model, not a curated record. Gene Ontology annotation, biological process: phosphorylation. The transcript is spliced from 24 exons. The coding region runs from base 137 to 4183 and encodes 1348 amino acids. Gene Ontology annotation, molecular function: kinase activity; ATP binding. NCBI's taxonomy places the organism in Eukaryota, Metazoa, Arthropoda, Insecta, Lepidoptera, Pyralidae.